AUGGCUUUGGCAAUGGCGCAGAUGGUGCGCACUGCCCAAGCAGCUCAGCCGCACGUUCCUCAGCCUCAGCCUCAGCCUCUACAGAUAUCGUUCGAACGCUUUCGCGCCAGUCUACGCGUUGACGAGCAAGAGCAGUUUCGACACACGCAGUUCCAAGACGUGGUUUCCGAAGUCCAACGGCUGGAACGGAAGCAGGCGACUGCCAGUCACACACGCAAGAUCCAGCCCCGGAUCGAACCGUUCCUAAUCUUUCUCGAGCGAUAUGGGCGAGCAUUGGACUCGGCGACGCAGACACGACCUGUCCCUUUCUCACUCGUAUGGGGUUUGGUUGCUUCAUCCCAUUCCCAGUAUCUGGAGAGACUGAUCCAUGCAAUCGAGGAUAUCAGCGACAAAGUCUCACUAUAUGCCGAGUACGAGAAUCUCCUUAAGGGCGAUCUCCGUUUCCAAGCGGCAUUGGCCGACGUAUACUAUGAUACCCUGGUAUUUCUACACAGAGCAAAGAUUGUAUUUUCCAAGCGCGGCAUCAGCUUGCUUUGGAGAAACAUUUGGCGUACGUUCGACCUCGAUUUCCGCGAGACUCUCCGGGCUCUUUCACGACACACCGUCAUUUUAGAGAAUGAGAUAGCGUUGGCUAAUAGCACCAAAGUUGUCGCGGUUUGGAAAGGGUAUCCUGAGGCACGACAGAACAUUUCAAGGUGGCUAUCUAGUGCCGACGCACAAGAUGACUUCCUGAGAGAAUCGAAUCGGCGUACAUCACCAUGCGGCCAAUGGCUCCUCAAUCACGAACUGUUCCGACAGUGGUACCAGUCCAUCGGCAACCGAAUAUUGUGGAUUGUUGGACCACCAGGCUCUGGAAAGACUGUUCUGAGCACUUCAAUAAUCGAGCACAUCGAGAACGAGCAACAUGCGGACGGGUCCAAGCCUGUGGCCUUCUUUUACUGCUCUCAAAACUCUCAGCAGAACCGGACCACCAUUUCAAUACUUGCCACCUUGAUUGCACAAAUAAUAGCCCAGUUUGAAGACUUGCCAGAGGUGGUUCUCGAAGCUUACAACAAGUCAACGAAAUGCGCGAGACCUCGACUUUCAAUGGCAGACCAGCCUCUCCUCCUCAUCAAGUCUCUCUGUGACCUGCUCGGUGAACUAUAUGUCUUGAUAGAUGGAUUAGAUGAGGCUGAGAGUCCGGAGGAUGUAUUGCAGAACAUCCUCGCCAUCACCGGCUCUUCGGCGAAGAUUCGCAUCUUGAUUUUGAGCAGAGACCUACCUCGACUAACGAAGCAACUCGAGUCUUAUCCACAUUCGAUCCUGAGAAUAAAGUCUAGAGACACGAGAGCUGACAUUGACCUGUUCGUCACAGGUCAGUUGUCCAAGCUCGACUUUGUUGACACGGAAUUGCAUGAGAAGAUGUUCGCUAAGCUCUCCCAAGGAGCAGAUGGCAUGUUCCUGUGGGCGAGCCUUAUUUUACAGUCUUUGGCGUCGGCAACGACCAAUUAUGAUGCCAUGGAUAUAAUCUCCAACCACCCGGUGGGCUUGAAUCUUACCUACAAUUCGAUAUUAGAGAGAUUCAAAACAAGAUCUCGGCAAAGUCAAAAGCUCACUAAGAAAUUCCUGAUUUGGAUGUGUUGUGCUGCCCGGCCAGUCAGUUGGAGUGAGUUAACGGCAGCUUUGGCAUUUGGUGAGCUAGAAGAAGAAGACUACAGACAGAGGUUACCAUUUAAAGCGGCGAUGCUGGAAAUUUGCAGUCCUCUGGUCGAAUACCUCCCAGACCAAGACAUCUUUCGAUUUGUGCAUAUUUCUGUACGGGAAUUUCUGUUGGCUGUGACCGAAAGCCAUUCCAUGGACGAUGCGUCGUCACUACCUUUCCGAGAGGCAGAUGGCCAUUUACACAUUGCUGAUGUGUGUCUAAGGUACCUCCUUCAGUCCAACACUGUGGAUUUCAAUCCCGGAACUGACGACGUCCUGUUCGCUUUGUCUGAAUAUGCGAUGUCCUUCUGGGCAUAUCACUUGGUUCGGUCCAGAUAUGAACCCGAGCUUGAUAGAAAAAUGCACACCUAUUUGUCAUGCCGCGAGCGGCGUCUAAGCUGGAUCGAGCGGCAACUGUUUGGUGAAACAUCAGUCUUCCCUUUGCAGCAUCUGGUUAAACUCCAAAAACAGCUUUGCAAGUGGGCGUCGGCUGGCGAGCGAGAGCGAGACGACCGCCUCGAUUGGAUCCAAGAUGUCGAGCAGAUCUUAUUGGAUGUAGAGCAUGUCGAGGAACAGCAAAGCUCCGACUCCGAGACAGACAACAUCGGGAGAGCCAAGAUAACGUACUUUGAAAAGUUAAUGGUCAUCAGAGACCUCUCCCGAGAAUAUACCAUGGGCAACAGACUCGAUCAUGGUGAGAGCUGGAUAACCAAGGCUUUGCGAAGAAAACAGGAGUCUCUCAAGCAGGAUGAGUUGUCGACUGUUUGGAUGCUCAACAGCUUAGGGAUAAUAUAUGAUCAACAGCAGAAAGUCGAGCUUGCAGCAGCCACGCAAGAGCAGGCGCUCAUGAUCCAGGAGAGGCACCUAGGAGCUACCCAUCUGGAAACCAUUUGGACAGUCAACGAGCUCGGCCGCAUGUACAGACACUUGAAGCGGACCCAGGAUUCCAUCUCGAUGCACCUGCGGGCUCUCGCGGUCUUGGAAACAACCGGCGACGACCUGCAAGUGGCUUGGACCUUGAACACAGUAGCCCGGGCAUAUAGACAGCUGGGAGACCCUACGACGGCAAUAUCGCACCACAGAGAGGCUAUUGAUAUUCAAAAGAAGCUGCUCGGCAUUGACCAUCCCCACGUCCUCUGGGCGACGGCUGAUAUAGGACGAUGCUACCGCGACCAAGGCAGAUUCGUCGAAAGUGCACAACACCACCGGAUUUGCCUCGAGGGUCGGAAAAGAGUUCUCGGCAUGGACCAUCCCGAUACACUUUGGGCGAUCAACGACUUGGCCUUUGUCGUGGCGGAGUUUAACAAAGUCGAAGCCUUGAAACUUCACCAGCAGGCACUGGCCGGCCAGAGCGUUCUUCUUGGAGGCUCUCAUCGUCACACAGUCUGGACUAGAACGCAAAUCGAGAAGCUGGAGACCCAGAUGGGCCGGUUGGAAGUAGGAUAA
Messenger RNA from Fonsecaea erecta, 3126 nucleotides. RefSeq lists its product as hypothetical. The record is from RefSeq and is a predicted model, not a curated record. Lineage: Eukaryota; Fungi; Ascomycota; Eurotiomycetes; Chaetothyriales; Herpotrichiellaceae. The coding region runs from base 1 to 3126 and encodes 1041 amino acids. Gene Ontology annotation, molecular function: protein binding. The transcript is spliced from 3 exons.